AUGCCGAGGCGCAUGCCACAGAGAAGCAUUCUGCUCGUGCUCCUCUUCGUCUCCGGUGUCUGCACCAAAAAGCUGCUCCAAGGCUCCAACCAUGACAAUGAUGAUGAUGAUGAUGAUGAGGAGGAGGACGGCAAGGAUGGGGCACCCUGGCUGGAGAAUUUCCCGAGCGCACGCUCCUUCCGGAACAACGUAUCGCUAUCCUGGUGCCAUAGGCACAAAGAGUGCACAAAGUGCCUGGAGCCCUGUGAAGAUUCCUGGUCCACGAAAAGGAAGAGCAAUUGCAAAGAAUUCUGUGAGAAAUUGUUUGGCGUGAACCGCUGGGAAUGUGUGGCCAGCUGCGAGUUCCUUCAGACGCUGAUGCAGGUGAAGCAAGGCGGCUGUCCGCCUCCGCACAGGGCCACUGGCUUUGCGGCCGCCUGUGUCGACAGCUGUCAUCGCGAUGCAGAAUGCCCAGCUCAGAAAAAGUGCUGCUCCAACGACUGCGGUCACACAUGCCAAUCUCCGCAAGACCUUUACAAAGGGGUUCCCCUGAAACCGAGAAAGGAGCUGAACUUUGAGGAGGUUGCCCCCGGCCAUCUGGAGGUGAACUGGUCCUCCAGGUUCAAUGUAUCCGCAGAGCCUGUGGUCUACAUCCUGCAGACAAGGUGGAACUUUGGCAUUCAGCCCAGCGAUGAUGCUGCCGUUUCCUGGCAUGUGGUUGCACAGACCACAGAGCAGAGAGCCCGAUUGUACAACAUCCGACCAGGCCGCUGGUACCAGUUCAGAGUUGCAGCUGUCAAUACUCACGGAACCCGAGGUUUCACCACUGCUAGUCGACACAUUCGUUCCAGCAGAGACCCCUCUCGCCCUCCCGCACCAACUGAGCUGAGAGUGACCAACAUAAUGUUUGCAUCGGGCCACUCGGUGCAGGUCCAACUCGAGUGGAGCAUGCCUGAAGACCUCGAUGUCCCCGUUCACCACUACAAGGUUAGCUGGACCUGGACCGCUAUUGGUCGGCCCGCCGCUUCCUCCUUGACCAAGAGGAAGAAGCGAGUAAGUGAGAGGCAGGUGGUGCUCGGCGACAUGCGGUCCGACCGGAUGUAUCGUGUGGAAGUCCAGGCUGUGUCCUACUGGAAACAAUCUCAGCUGAAAGGACCUCGGGCCAUCGUCCACGUCAGCACUCAGCACAAUGCCAGCGCCACACUGAAUUCUUCCACGGCCGAUGUCCUGCAUGUGGGGACACCCUUCUAUCAAAAUGGGCAGCUUCAGGUUCAUAUUUACUGGCAGAGCAGCACAGACCCUUCAGUUGAAUACUACAAGAUCCAGUGGGUACCACAGUAUUGCGAGCACAAACAAAACACUGUGAGAGAGAAGACCAGCACACAGGAGACCUUCACCAACCUGCAGGGUCUGCUCUUCUCCUGUAAAUACAAAGUCCGACUGCAGCCUGUCAGCAGGACCAGUCGGCAGCCAGUCAAGAGUGUCUACUUCGUUACGCCUUCCUGUUCUGCCAUCCGAGCCAAGAGUCCAAGACCCAUUGCCUGUCAUGGAGAAAGCCUGACUCCUCAGAAGGCUUUGAUCAAACCAACCAACCUGACAGUUACCUUCAAGGUCCGUGGCAGUAACCUGACUGCAGUCUUCAACUGGCAUGUGCCCGCCGGACCAUCUCGGCGUCAAUUGACUGGUUACCAGGUGACCCUGGUGGAGGUCAUG
Messenger RNA from Hippocampus comes (tiger tail seahorse), 1692 nucleotides. Its product is annotated as anosmin-1-like. Gene Ontology annotation, molecular function: peptidase inhibitor activity; protein binding. NCBI's taxonomy places the organism in Eukaryota, Metazoa, Chordata, Actinopteri, Syngnathiformes, Syngnathidae. The annotation marks the transcript as partial. The transcript has 12 exons. Gene Ontology annotation, cellular component: extracellular region; cell surface. The record is from RefSeq and is a predicted model, not a curated record. Gene Ontology annotation, biological process: neuron differentiation.